CACAAGAGGAGAAGUGGCUUUAGCAUGCAAGCAAAGUAGCAGUGGCUUGGGGAAACACUUGUACGUAGCUUUGGUGUCUUCGAUGAACCAAAUCUUAUGGAGCUUCCAGCGCUUGCGCCAACUUCUGAAAGAGUGCAUAGCCGAAAGAGACCUCGUCACCGGCAAGUCACUCCACGCCCUAUACAUCAAGUCAAUUGUCCCGCCGUCCACUUACCUCUCAAACCACUUUAUCCUCCUCUACUCCAAAUGCGGCCGCCUCUCCGCAGCCCGGCUUGCCUUCGACGCCACCCCGGCUCCCAAUGUCUUCUCCUUCAACGCCAUCAUCUCCGCUUACGCAAAGGACUCGCAGCCCCACGUUGCCCGAGGACUGUUCGACCAAAUUCCCCAACCGGACCUCGUUUCUUACAACACCCUCAUUUCGGCUUACGCCGACCGAGGUGAUGCAGCGCCUGCGGUUGGUCUGUUCACGGGGAUGAGAGAGAUGGGUCUGGACAUGGAUGGGUUCACGUUCUCUGCUGUCAUCACGGCUGCUUCUCAUGAUAUUGCUUUGAUUAGUCAAUUACACUGUCUGGCUGUGGCGGGUGGCUUUGAUUCUUUUGUUUCGGUGAACAAUACCCUCAUCACGUAUUACAGCAAGAAUGGGGAUUUAGACGCGGCCAAGCGUACAUUUUAUGGGUUUGACGAGAUUCGUGAUGAAGUUUCUUGGAACUGUAUGAUCGUGGCAUACGGACAACACCAAGAAGGGUCAAAAGCACUGGCAUUGUAUCAAGAAAUGGUCCGCAGAGAGUUGGGAGUCGACAUGUUCACUUUAGCAAGCGUUUUGACCGGGUUUACAUGCCUGGAGGAUUUGUCUGGUGGGCAUCAGUUUCAUGCUUAUUUGGUUAAAACGGGCUUCCAUCAGAAUGCUCAUGUUGCCAGUGGUUUGAUUGAUAUGUAUGCAAAAUGCCAAGCUGGUAUGUUGGAGUGUAAGAAAAUAUUUCAAGAAAUUCCAGAGCCAGACUUGGUUCUCUGGAACACCAUGAUUUCUGGGUACUCUCAAAAUGAGGAAUUUUCUGAAGAGGCAUUUGAUUGUUUCCGGCAGAUGCAGCGUGCUGGUCAUCGUCCUGAUGAUGGGAGCUUCGUCUGUGUGAUAAGUGCAUGCUCUAAUUCGUCAUCUCCGUCGCAAGGGAAACAGAUUCACUCUCUGGUGCUUAAAUCUGAUAUUCCAGCAAAUCAAAUUGCGGUGAACAAUGCCCUCAUUGCAAUGUAUUCAAAAUGUGGCAACCUUCGAGAUGCCAGAAGGUUAUUCGAUAGGAUGCCAGAGCAUAACGCUGUCUCAUUAAAUUCAAUGAUCGCAGGUUAUGCGCAGCAUGGACGAGGGGCUGAAUCAUUAGUCUUGUUUGAGCUUAUGGUGGAAACGGAUAUUACUCCUAAUAGUAUAACCUUUCUGGCAGUCCUGUCUGCAUGUGGACACACAGGAAAAGUUGAGGAAGGGCACAAGUAUUUCAACAUGAUGAAAGAGAAAUUCAGCAUUGUACCAGAAGCAGAACACUAUUCAUGCAUGAUUGACCUACUGGGUCGAGCAGGGAAACUCAAGGAAGCAGAGAGGCUCAUCAAGACAAUGCCGUAUAGUCCAGGCUCCAUUAGUUGGGCAGCAUUGCUCAGCGCCUGUCGAAGACAUGGAAACAUUGAGCUAGCCAUUAAAGCAGCCAACGAGUGUCUUCAACUUGACCCCACAAAUGCUGCUCCUUAUGUCAUACUCGCUAAUAUGUAUGCCAGUGCCAAGAAAUGGGAAGAGGUAGCAACUGUACGGAAGCUCAUGCGAGAUAUGGGAGUGAGAAAGAAACCGGGUUGUAGUUGGAUUGAGGUCAAGAAGAGGAUACACGUGUUCGUGGCUGAGGAUAGUUCGCACCCACUGAUAAAGGAAAUAUAUGACUUCUUGGAGGAGAUAUCAAUGAAGAUCAAAAUAGCAGGAUAUGUGCCUGAUUUGAGCUGGGCUCUGGUUCAGGAUGAUGGGACCAAGGCAGGGGAAAUGGAGUUGAGGUUAGGGCAUCACAGUGAGAAGCUAGCCGUGGCAUUUGGGCUGAUCUCUACAAAGGAUGGGGAGCCUUUACUAGUUAUGAAGAACCUCAGGAUAUGUGGGGAUUGUCACAAUGCGAUUAAGUUCAUAUCUGCAAUCACAAAAAGAGAGAUCACUGUAAGAGAUGCCCACAGGUUUCAUUGCUUCAAGGAUGGACAGUGUUCUUGUGGGGAUUACUGGUGAUAGUCGACCAUAUCCCUUAAGUCCUCAUCUGCUUUUCAACCCUGGGAGAGAGAGAAAUCUCUCUCCUAGGCCAUGUGUUGCGUGGAACCAACCUUUGACAACAGUAAGCUCUUUUGAAAAUCUAAACUUGGUCAAUCUUUAGCAAGCAGGGUUCAAAAUAGUCUGGAUCUGUUCUCUCCUCCUCUUUAUGUGUAAGGCUGACUCCAACGGGUCUGUAUUCUGCUUGCCUAGCCAAAAAACAGAGUCAAAUCCAUAUUUUCAGCUCUAAUGGAGUUUGCCGUAGGCAAUUUCUCUUGUCAAAAAUUUGGCAAAAUUGAACACACUCGCCACAUGUGACGAUCAAAAUUUCCCCAGCCAUCCUCGCAUCUCCCCAAAAUUUCCCCAGCCAAUGUGGCGGAGCCACAUGCAGCCAAGGGUGGGCAGUUGCCCACCCUGGAUUUUUAAAAAAAUUAUUAUAUAUAAUAAUUUAGUAUUUUUAAAUUUUUUUUUUUCUAAAUAUACACAAUGAAUUUUUUAAAAAUUCUAAAUUUUGAAUAUAUUAGUAGAUGAAGAUAAGGGUAUUGAGUGAUUGUCUCUUAUUGCCAAAAACCACCGGACACGAUGACGGGUGGCAAUUCCCAGACUAUUUACGUGUAUUGGGUUUGAUCAAAAGUUUAAACUUAGAUUUAUGAAAUUUGGCUGUUAAAUUUUAUUGAUUUUUUGUGUAUGUUGAUCGAUGGGAAUAACGGUGUCGAGUGAUUGUCUCAAAUCGUCGAAAACCAUCGAUCAUGGUGACUGGUGGCGAUUGCCAGUGCUUUUUUCAGUAUUGGCCGAAAAUUAAAAAUAAGAUAUAUGAAAAUUUGACCCACUUUUCUUUUGUGUAUGUUAAUCUCCCUUGACCAUUUCUUUAACUAUGUUUU
Diospyros lotus (date-plum) is the source of this 3141-nucleotide messenger RNA. Its product is annotated as pentatricopeptide repeat-containing protein At3g49710. Gene Ontology annotation, biological process: RNA modification. Gene Ontology annotation, molecular function: RNA binding; zinc ion binding; protein binding. Lineage: Eukaryota; Viridiplantae; Streptophyta; Magnoliopsida; Ericales; Ebenaceae. The record is from RefSeq and is a predicted model, not a curated record. Bases 83 to 2242 code for a protein of 719 amino acids. The transcript has a single exon.